Misgurnus anguillicaudatus (oriental weatherfish) is the source of this 4789-nucleotide messenger RNA. The record is from RefSeq and is a predicted model, not a curated record. NCBI's taxonomy places the organism in Eukaryota, Metazoa, Chordata, Actinopteri, Cypriniformes, Cobitidae.
UUUGUUUUGCAUCUGUGGCUGUUUUUUGCCAAAUUCUGUAAAAAAAUGCUCUCUGUGGCAGUCAUACCUUUGUGUGUUUGUGUGUGUCUGUUUGUGUGUGUGUGUGAUUGAGCAUGUCUUUUCUAUAUUGCAUUUGUGCUCUAGAACCAGGCCUACCUUUCUGUGUUAAAAUUUUCAGAUUUAUUCUGGAUGCAUUGAUUUUUUUGACAAAUAAAAGGGGGAAAAAUUUUUUUUUGCAUUUCCCAUUCAUUUCAAUUGGGGUCAUUUUUACCCCCAAAGGGACUAAGUGAGUGAAUUUUUUGUUUACGCCUCUUUAGAACGACCGAAUCAAGCCCAGUUGUUUUAUAUGAAUCUUGACAGAUAAUCUGAAAAAGUCACAAAAUCUAAUUCCACUGAGAUGAAGGGAACCAUAUUUUUUUAACUAAAGAAAAGUGGCUUGGGGUAAGAUUGACCCCAAGGGACUAAAUAGGGUUAAUGUGGAAUCCUUCUGAAAGUUUUGGAUGAACUACGUGGCUUUAUUAGAUUUGUCACAUGACAUAGUAAGAUGCAGGUGUGCUUCCCCUUUGAAUUCAUUAGACCGCCGGAGUUUUCCAGAUACUGGAUGAGUUUCUGUCGUGAGAUUUAGAUUGUGACAUUUGAUAAUAGCGGAGGUCAGAUUUUUACUAAUCUGCUAAUGCAAGGAGCAGGACUCUUGACCUGCCCUUAUCUACAGGCAUUUUAGCUCGAGUAUAAAAGAAACCCUCUGCAGACUGAGAAAACAUCGACCGACACCAAGGUAAUAACGCAUGUAUUUAUAAGUUGCAUGUUUUUAUUACUAUUAUAAAUUAAAAGAAAUAUGUCUCUGUUAUAAAAGUAUUUAGAUGCAACAGCAUCUGUAGCCCAUCCCAAUAUUUUCAAUUGUUAAAUUGAUGUAUAAUUAUAAUCCGUUAUUUCAGAAAGAUAUGUGGAACCAGAUUACUAAAGACGACAAAAACAUACUCAAGCAGAUAAAGACAAAGUCGCAAUGGGAGGGCAAGGUGAAUAGAUGCCCCUUGUCAAAGCAAGUGAAAAACUACGAGGAUGGCUCGUGCUAUCAAGAUACUUUACAUCACAGAGCGGUCAAGAAACAGACGUGCACAACUAAUGUUUGUGAGGGCUCUAUUAUGAGUUCAAAGUCUCUGAUGCGGUGUCCCUCCUCUACUCUGCCAGGCUCCAAUGAAAUCCUCAUGCAAGCUAUUGACUUCAUUAAUCAGUAUUACAAGUCCAUUAAAAACACAAAAAUUGAGGAGCACCUGGCUCGUGUGGAGGAGGUUUCCACACAAAUAGAUGCAACUGGAUCAUAUCAACUCACAACAAAGGAACUGGAAUUUGGGGCUAAGCAGGCGUGGAGAAACGCACCGAGAUGCAUUGGCAGAAUACAGUGGGCUAAUCUGCAGGUGUUUGAUGCACGCAGAUGCAGAACAGUAGCUGAUAUGUUCCAGGUGCUGUGUGAUCACAUUCAGUUUGCCACUAAUGGAGGCAACCUAAGGUCCACCAUCACUAUAUUUCCUCAAAGAACUGACGGCCAACAUGAUUUCCGCGUAUGGAAUACGCAACUCAUAAGAUACGCAGGUUAUAAGAUGACGGAUGGCACAAUAAUAGGAGAUCCUGCCAGUGUUGACUUUACAGAGAUUUGCAUCCAGCUUGGAUGGACACCAAAGUAUGGUCUGUUUGAUGUGCUUCCCCUGUUGCUACAAGCUAAUGGAGAGGACCCUCAGCUUUUUGAAAUUCCUGAACAUUUGAUUUUGGAAGUUCCCAUGGAGCACCCACAGUGUGAAUGGUUUAAGGAUUUGAAUCUCCGUUGGUAUGCAUUGCCUGCCGUGUCCAACAUGUUGCUUGAGAUUGGUGGUCUUGAAUUCACAGCAUGUCCUUUUAAUGGGUGGUACAUGGGAACUGAAAUUGGAGUCAGGGACUUUUGUGAUGCCAAACGCUACAAUGUUCUUGAGCGAGUCGCUCGUAGAAUGGGCUUGGAGACGCAAAAACUCUCCUCACUAUGGAAGGAUCAGGCCUUGGUGACCAUCAAUGUCGCAGUGAUGCAUAGUUUUCAGAAAAAUAAGGUCACCAUCACGGACCAUCAUUCUGCAAGUGAGUCCUUCAUGAAGCACAUGGAGAUGGAGGUACGCCUGCGUGGAGGGUGUCCAGCUGACUGGAUCUGGCUGGUGCCACCAAUGUCUGGUGCUUUAACACCGAUGUUCCACCAGGAAAUGCUGAACUACAUCCUGUCACCAUUUUUUUAUUACCAGCCUGAACCAUGGUUGACGCACAAGUGGAAGAACAAGAGAAAGCAAGCAAGAGGGCAUAAAAUCAGCUUCAAAGGCUUGAUAAGAGUUGUGCUCUUCUCUCAAAGACUCAUCAGAUCAGUCUUAGCCAAGCGGGUGUGCUGUACCGUCCUCUAUGCCACAGAAACAGGGAAAUCUCAGACCUUUGCUAAGAAGCUCAAUUCGAUGCUGAACUGUGCCUUUAGCUCCAGGCUUGUCUGUAUGGAGGACUACAACAUCAGUGAACUUGAGAAUGAAAGCCUUCUGAUGGUUGUCACCAGUACCUUCGGCAGUGGAGACUGUCCAGGAAACGGAGAGAAUUUCAAGAAACAGUUUUUCAGCCUGAAAACCCUAAGAAACAAAGUCAGGUACUGCGUGUUUGGUCUCGGCUCUCGCAUGUACCCACAGUUCUGUGCGUUUGCUCAUGCUGUGGAUAGUAAGUUUGCAGCGCUGGGAGCUCUUCGCGUGUCCCCCACAGGGGAAGCAGAUGAACUGAAUGGACAAGAUGAAGCUUUCUCAACCUGGGCUUGCACUGCUUUUAAGGAUGCAUGCAAGGAGUUUAACAUUCAAGGAGAGCUUCCUGGAUCUGACCGCCUGGUGGACUCUUGGGAUCCUCAGAAACACAGAGUUCAGAAUGACAGCUGUACAUUUGAGAGAAUCGCAGCUUUGUCGGCCCUUCAUUCUAAAUCUGUGGUUCCCUUGAAGCUGAAAAGAAGAGAGAAUCUACAAAGUCCGCAGUCAAGUUGUUCUACAAUAUUGGUGGAGUUGGAUUGGAAUGCCAAGCCCUUACAUUUUGUCCCUGGAGAUCACAUAGGGAUUUUUCCAGGUAACUCACCUGAGCUGGUGGCUGGUAUCCUCAAGCGCAUCUUCAAUGCCCCUCCUAUCAACCAGAGCCUUCGUUUGGAAUUCCUCAGUGAUUCUUACCCUGAUGGUGAAAAGUGGCAGAGAGAUGAACGAUUACCCCCGUGUCCUCUUGCCCAAGCCCUGACGUACCUUCUGGAUGUCACCACCCCACCUUCACAAAGCCUUCUCCGUAAGCUCUCAAAGAUGGCAAGACAAGAAGACCAUCGACAGCGUCUACUGGCAUUAGCAACAGACGUUCAGGUGUAUUUUGCAUGGAAGGACUUCCACAAACCAACAUUCCUCGAAGUACUGGAGGAGUUUCCCUCUCUGGAACUGAAUGCUGCCUUUCUCCUGAGCCAGCUACCUGUGCUGAAGCCACGCCUCUACUCCAUAAGCUCCUCCCCUGACCUACACCCUCACGAGCUCCACCUCACUGUGGCCGUGGUCAGCUACUACACACAGGCAGGAAAGGGUUCACUGCAUUUUGGUGUCUGCAGUACCUGGCUUAAUACCAUUAAAGAAGGAGACAUGGUGCCCUGUUUUAUCCAUAGCUCGGAUGGGUUCCACCUCCCAUCUGACCCCAGCACUCCCUGUAUCCUUGUGGGCGCUGGGAGCGGCAUCGCUCCCUUCAGAAGCUUCUGGCAACAACGAUUCCAUGACAGCAAGAAAAGAGGUCUGAAAGGAAAUCCUAUGACACUCGUGUUCGGGUGUCAAAGUUCAGAUAAAGAUCACCUUUAUAAAGAAGAGACUCUGGACAUGCAAGAUAAUGGCACUCUGGACAUUAUUGCAACGGCUUACUCUCGACAAGCUGGUCAACCUAAGGUUUAUGUUCAGGAUGUCCUUCGAGAACAAAUGAAUGACAAGGUCUUUGAGGUUCUGCAUCAGAAUCGUGGUCAUCUGUACAUAUGCGGGGGCUUAAACAUGGCCCGUGAUGUGGCCUCCUCCAUUCAAGAAGUCCUGGUCAGCCGGUUGGACAUAAGUCUCGCUCAGGCUGAAGAAUAUCUUUCAAGGCUUAAGAAUGAGAGGCGCUACCACGAGGACAUUUUUGGGUCCUGGUGCUGAUGAACCAUCUUUGUGUUUUUAAGAGAUCACAACAAAAACAUACACAAAAAAGAGAUAAAUCCUACAAGUUAAUUAUUUUUAUGUAUUUGUAAAGUCUUGUCCACAAACAACAUUACCACUAAAAUGUGGAUAAAUGUGUAGUAACUCAUAAAUGUACACCAGUCUGACACAGCAGCAUAAUACUGGAUAGCACCUUGGUUAUCAAACAUAACUUUAUAUGUAUAGUUGUAAUUAUAGUAAAGAUUCUUUAUUUCUUGCACUGUAAAAUGAACACUGUUUUUCAUGCUUUUACCAUUUUAACAGUAUAACCUGUUUGGUUGUUUAAUACAUUUUUAUUUUAUUUUGGUAAGAUGAUCUACACUGUGGUAACUUUUGGCAGGAGCAAUCCUUUUUGACUAGCUCCAGCUAACAACAUUAGACUUGCGAUCAAACCCACAAUGGGCUUCCAAAGUCUAAAUCCUAGUGGGAAAAAAUAUCUGUUGCAUUUUUCUAAUUGCAAUUAAAUAAUUUCAUAAAACAUUAAGUAAAUUAAACAAAUUCACUUUUUACAUAAUUUCACUAUUAAUUAUUACUUGCUAAUAUUGAUACUUAAAAUUUUGACAAUUUUG